This is a messenger RNA of Passer domesticus (house sparrow), 3444 nucleotides long. RefSeq names its product G protein-coupled receptor 12 (gene GPR12). Gene Ontology annotation, biological process: regulation of metabolic process; adenylate cyclase-activating G protein-coupled receptor signaling pathway. Gene Ontology annotation, cellular component: cytoplasm; plasma membrane. NCBI's taxonomy places the organism in Eukaryota, Metazoa, Chordata, Aves, Passeriformes, Passeridae. The record is from RefSeq and is a predicted model, not a curated record. The transcript is spliced from 2 exons. The coding region runs from base 193 to 1197 and encodes 334 amino acids. Gene Ontology annotation, molecular function: G protein-coupled receptor activity.
CUCAGCCUGCCCCCCCCGCCCCCCCCCACGGCGCGCGCGGCGCCGGCCCCGCUGGCGCCUGGAAGGGACCGCGGCGACCCCUCCGAGCCUCCUCCUCCUCCUCCUGCUGCUGCUGCCGCCUUCGUCCAUCCUUCCUCCGAGCCGCCGGGGGACAGCCCAGGUGAUCCGCCGCUGGGGAAGACAGGGGUUAAAAUGAAUGAAGAUCUGAAGGUUAAUUUGAGCUGGCUGCCUCAGGAUCAUGUAGAAGCCAGCUCUACAGAGAAUGCCUCAUCUGCAGGCUCCUCCCUGGUUCCUGCCGUAGACCCUGAGCCAGAGCUUUUGGUAAACCCCUGGGACAUUGUCUUGUGUACUUCAGGGACCCUUAUCUCCUGCGAAAAUGCCAUUGUGGUUCUGAUCAUUUUCCAUAAUCCCAGUCUUCGCGCCCCCAUGUUCCUCCUGAUAGGCAGCCUGGCGCUGGCAGAUCUCUUAGCAGGCAUUGGAUUGAUCAUCAAUUUUGUUUUUGCCUACCUUCUGCAGUCAGAAGCUACGAAACUGGUUACGAUUGGACUGAUUGUUGCCUCUUUCUCAGCAUCUGUUGGCAGCUUGCUGGCCAUCACUGUUGAUCGUUACCUCUCCCUGUAUUAUGCUCUGACUUACAAUUCAGAGAGGACUGUCACUUUUACCUAUGUCAUGCUUGUAUUGCUCUGGGGAGCAUCUAUCUGUAUUGGACUGCUGCCUGUAAUGGGCUGGAACUGCCUCAGAGAUGAAUCCACCUGCAGUGUUAUCAGACCACUCACUAAAAAUAAUGCAGCUGUCCUCUCGGUCUCUUUCUUGCUUAUGUUUGCCCUCAUGCUGCAGCUCUACAUCCAGAUCUGUAAAAUCGUGAUGCGCCAUGCCCAUCAGAUUGCCUUGCAACACCAUUUCCUGGCCACUUCUCACUAUGUGACCACCCGAAAAGGAGUGUCUACUUUGGCCAUUAUUUUGGGGACCUUUGCUGCUUGCUGGAUGCCUUUUACGCUCUAUUCUUUAAUAGCAGAUUACACCUAUCCUUCUAUAUAUACCUAUGCCACCCUCCUGCCAGCUACCUACAAUUCCAUCAUCAAUCCUGUCAUAUAUGCUUUUAGAAACCAGGAGAUACAGAAAGCACUUUGGCUCGUCUGUUGUGGCUGUAUUCCUUCUAACCUGUCUCAGAGGGCAAGAUCACCCAGUGAUGUCUGAUUGGCAGCCACGAGGACGCUCCUUAACGUGUUACUUUCCAGACAUUCUGUCUUUGGUUUAGAUGCAUUCAUUAAAUGGUGUGUGAUGGGUUCACAUAAAAACCACAGGAUGGACUGACCUUUUUGUAAACAGAGAAAACCCCAGCGACCGAAAUCAAUCGAGCGGUUUAAGGAAGAUUUCCAAAAUCAAAAUAAUCAGUGUUCUUAACAGAUUUAUAAUGUUGCUCAGGGUCUUUUUGUCAUAUUACCCAGACUUUGCCAUGUUUGCCAUGAUUUUACAUUAAGUUUUCUAAUUAAAAUUAGAUUGAAACAGCACACUUCUUUAAAAUUGUUUAUGUGAUUGAAUUUAGUCAUACUGCAUGUUACAAUCUGUUGUUUGGAUAUUUUUUCCUCUUUAUUUUUUUUUUUAAACAGAAAAAAACCCCAAACCAAGUCCUGUAACCCCAUCUGUAUAUCAUCAGAACACUCUUCAAAAUAAUGGCCAAUUGUACUGAUUUAUAUGGAAUUCAUUGUAAUAAUAUCAGUGCAACGAAUUUGCUCGAAGUGAGAAAGUACUCAUGCAGCUUUUUAUUUUACAUCUCAGCAUGAAUUAGGUUGACAGUUGUUUUCAAGAGUUACCUGUUCUCUCAUGUGUUCUGGCUGGAUGCUAAAGCAAGAGAUGUGCAUUGCUUUCCUUUUCAAAAAUCAGACAUGCGUUUUCCCUUGCAUGUGGGACAUUGGAGCUGUGCUGUUGAUUUUAAAACUGAUGGGGGUAUCUUUGAAAUUGACGAAACAAUAUGGCCUCUUUCAGCUAUGCGUUUGUAAUAGAUUGAAAACUAGGUUUCUCAGACAAGUUUAUCUUUUCAGAACAGUAUGAGAAAAACAAUGUAUAGAUUGCUCACAGCACAUAUUUAGCACUACAUCAAAUGGUUCCCCUACAUUUUUUUACCAAGUCAAUACUAUUACCAUUUGUUUUCGCUGUUCUCUGAUGUAAUUUUAAAUACCAACAUUUAUAAAUUCUCAAAGCAUAUCUGGUUCAUAAUUAUAUGCAACCAGGACUGCAAGAUGAAACAGUGUUUUCUCCUUUUCUGGCAGUUUCAUUUUUUGCACUGUACACAUGUCUGUUCACUUCAUUAUAGGACUUCAUUAUAGUUCUGGUCUAGAAAGCAGAGCUUCCUCUCGUGAAUGGUUAAAUUUCAAACUGCUUCUAACCUUCCACUGAAGCCACAUUAAAAUGCACUAGAAAUAAAGCAUUUUUUUCCUGAUUUGAAGACUACUCGAUUGUCAGAGAGAAAAUCUUCCCUGGCACCUGUCUUCAUGAAACUUAUGGUGUACCCUCGUGUCAGCACAUGGGAGUUCAGAGCACUGCUUCCAUUAGUGCUGAUGGGAACUCAAGGUGUUCAUGCCCUGGCAUCAGCAGGAGGUUAUACUCCCUUGAAUGUCAAAGUCAGCAUAUUGUAUUGUUGCUUCAAUACCUUCCAUCUGAAAAAAAAAAUUCCAAGACUCAAGUGUAAAAAUAGCAAUAUUUACAGUUUGAUGAAAAAAUAUACCUGUGUAGUAGAGGUAGUAGAGACAACUGUGCUGCUGGUCUGGAUUUUUCCAAAUGGAAUCUGUCCUUUCCACGUGGAAGUUUGGAUGACUGUAGCUUUUUGUGGCAAAGUUUCUGUGACGUUAAGAAUCAUAUGCUAUACACAAAGCUGAAUCUCAAAUGUGAGUUGUCUGUAAACAAGGCUCUGUAGAGAUUUUUAUGAGCAAUAAUUAAUUUUGGUUGCAAUGCUGGGUUUAAAUUCCAUUAUUUAUUUGGUUCAACCUUCAUGAUAUUUGGUUCUUAUUUGGUAAUCUGAUUAGUUUAAUGAUAAUUGCAUGGCAUGACCCAGUAGGGCUGUGAAUUUGAAGUUCCCCUGGCUUCCCUGUGAUUUACAGAUGCUCAGCAAGUUAGACUAUGACCUCUGCUCAGUGUAGGGUAUCAGUGUUCUUUAUCUACAUAUGAAUGUUACUGAAACUCUAGUCAUUGAAUUUUCUUACAAUUUUUGUAUAGGAAAUACUUACUUCAUAAAUAUCCAUGAUACCUAUGUGUGCAGUUUCGCAAGUAUGCAAACUAUUGGGAAAUAAUGGCAGUAAAAGUCAUGAGAUGAAUAAUGUAGAGAGGCUGAAUCAUGUAGGAUGGCACUUUAAAAAAAAAAAAAAGUUAAAGUCAUGCAAACUUUGCUCUCCCUGCUUUUUCCCUUGUUUCUUUUUCUGUAUCAAAUUGCUAAAAGUAUGAUGAAGA